Sinocyclocheilus grahami is the source of this 3694-nucleotide messenger RNA. Its product is annotated as DNA repair protein RAD50-like. Gene Ontology annotation, molecular function: double-stranded telomeric DNA binding; single-stranded telomeric DNA binding; ATP hydrolysis activity. Lineage: Eukaryota; Metazoa; Chordata; Actinopteri; Cypriniformes; Cyprinidae. The record is from RefSeq and is a predicted model, not a curated record. The transcript is spliced from 24 exons. Gene Ontology annotation, cellular component: condensed nuclear chromosome; nucleus; Mre11 complex. Gene Ontology annotation, biological process: double-strand break repair; telomere maintenance via recombination; chromosome organization involved in meiotic cell cycle.
AUGGCGAAGACCGUCAUCGAAUGUCUCAAGUACAUCACUUCAGGAGACUUUCCACCAGGAAGUAAAGGAAGCACAUUCGUCCAUGAUCCCAAAGAUGCCCAUGAGACGGAUGUACAGGCACAGAUCAGACUCCAUUUGAGAGACGUGAAUGGCGAUCCUGUGGCUGUCCAGAGGUCUAUGCAAAGCACGGAGUUCAAAACCCUUGAGGGUGUCAUUAAAAGAUUCAAGCACGAAAAGAAAGUGAGCCUGAUCUGUAAAUGUGCUGAAAUGGACCGUGAGAUGAUUUCAGCACUGGGCGUCUCCAAGGCUGUUAUCAACCAUGUCAUCUUCUGCCACCAAGAGGAGUCCAACUGGCCUCUCAGUGAAGGAAAGGCCCUGAAGCAGAAGUUUGAUGACAUUUUCUCAGCCACAAGGUACAUUAAGGUAUUGAAGACCCUGCGGGCACUGAGGAUGAAGCAGGCCAGCAUUGUCAAAACCUGCCAGACGGAGCUCAAGUACCUGAAACAGAACAAAGAUAAAGCCCAAGAGAUUAGAGAGCUGCUCUCCACUAAAGAGGCUCAGCUGGCUUCCUCUAAAGAAAGUGUCCAACGCAUCGAAAGUCAGAUAGACCCACUGGAGAAUCGAAUGAAUGACAUAGACAGUAGCCUCAGCAAAGUGAUGAAGUUGGAUACUGACAUCAAAGCUUUGGACAGCAGGAAGAAACAGAUGGAGGAUGAUAACUGGGAACUAGAGGAAAAGAUGGAACAGGUGUUCCAGGGCACAGAUGAUCAGCUGCAGGACAUGUAUCAGAACCACCAGAGGACUGUGAAGGAGAAGGAACGGAGACUUGCGGAGUACCAGCGUGAUCUUGAACGUGCCGGUCGAGAGUGCCAGAGGAUGAACCGCAUCAAAUCUGACCUGCUAGUUGAGCAAGGCCGUCUGCAGUUGGAGGCAGAUAGACACACACAAAACAUUAAAAAGAGGGACACCCAGGUCAAGAGUUUAGCAUCUUUCCUGGAGUUGGAGGGUUAUGACCGGACCCCUCUUAAUGAGCGACAGCUCCAGAGCUUCCACAGACAAGUCAAAGAGAGACGUCAUGAUAUGCAGGAGAAAGAGGCACAGAAGCAGCAAACCAUCGAUGAUCUCUGAGAUAAAAAGACAGGUCUAGAGAGAACCAUUGAGCUGAAGAGAGACAUACAGGCCAAGAAACAACAGGAACUGAAAAACAUCAAGUCUAACCUCCAAAGACUGGAGGGCUCCUCAAGCAGAUUACAGGAGCUAGAAACUGAUCUUCAGAAAGCAGAGCAUGAGCUUGAUAAUGCCGUACAGGCCUGUACGGUGGACAGUCUAAAGGCAGAGGUAGUUGAACUACAGAAGGAGAAAACUGAACUGGAUCAGGCCCAGCGCAAGCUAGACCAGGAGAUGGAAUUGCUCAACACACACACCGCGGCACGCACACAGAUGGACAUGCUCAAGAAGACCAAGAUGGAAAAAGAGGAGCAAGUGAGGAAGAUCAAGUCGAAACAUAAUGAAGAGCUGGUGUCUCUGAUGGGACACUUCCCAAGCAAGAAAGAGCUAGAAGACUGGAUCAACUCCAAAUCCAAAGAGAUCAACUCCACCAGAGACCGGCUUAACAAAAUGAAGUCUCCCUGCUGUCCCGUGUGUCAGCGUGUGUUCCCGUCAGAGGCAGAGCUCCAAGACGUCAUUAAUGACAUGCAGUCCAAGCUGCGGCUCGUCCCAGACAAACUAAAGAACACUGAGCAUGACCUGAAGAGGAAGGAGCGCAGGCAUGAUGAAAUGAUGGAACUGAAGCCCAUCAGGCAGUCCAUAGCGGAGCUCCAGGAGAAAGAGCUGCCAGAGCUCAGAAAUAAACUCCAGCGUGUGAAUCAAGACAUUGAGAAGCUAAAAGAAGACACUGAGGAGCAAGAGACCCUGUUGUGCACACUGAUGUCUGAGGAAAACACAGCCAAGGCCUGUCUGCAGGAAAUAUCACACAUGGAUCGCUAUCAGCUUGACCUGAAGGAUGUAGAAAGGAAGAUCUCUCAACAUGCAGCCAGGCUGCAGGGAGUUGACCUCAGCCGCACCAUGCAGCAGGUCAGCCAGGAGAAACAAGAGACCCAACACCGCCUGGACACCACCUGCAGUAAGAUCGAGCUGAAGAGGAAACUGAUUCAGGACCAGCAGGAGCAGAUCCAGGCCUUGAGGAGCAGCGUAAAUGAGAUUCGUGGAGAAAAGCUCCAGAUCUCCAGCAAUAUGCAGAAACAUCAACAGUUGGAGGAGAAGUGUGUGGAGUUCUCCACUGAGAUUCAAACACUCCACACAGACAUUCGAGAUGCAAAGGAGCUGGUGUCUCCUCUAGCUGCCACUCUGGAGAAGCUCCAGCAGGAGAAACAGGACCAUGCUGAGCGCAGGAGACAGAAACAGGAGGAAGGACAGGAAAAGAUAAAUGGAAUUAAGGAAAAAGUUAAAAACUUGACCCUCCUUGAUAGAGAGAUUAACAAGUACAUAGAAGAGGGCAAGGACAGCUACAAAGAGGUACAACAAAAUUAUCUACAAGAGGUGGACAAACAACUACACGAGACUGAAAAACAGCGAGAGAAGAUCAAUAAAGACAUUGGCAACAUUCGACAAGAUAUUGACACUCAGAAGGUUCAAGAGCGCUGGCUACAGGACAACUUGACCUUACAAAAGCGAGUGGAGGAUCUGAAAGAGGUGUCCAGGAAACGUGAAGACUUGGUUAAGGAGAUGGGCAACAUGCAAGUUCUGCAACUGCGCAAUGAGUGGCAAGAAGUGGAACGAAAAUUGGAGGACCUAAAAAAGAACCACAGUGUGGCUCUCGGUCGACAGAAAGGCUACAAAGACGAGAUCCUCCGUUUUUGUAAAGAGCUCAGUGAGGAUCAAUAUUGCCGGGCCGAGGAUCUCUACAGAGACCAAAUGAUUGUGAUGAGAAAAACAGAGUUGGCCAAUAAGGACCUCGACAUCUACUAUAAAGCCCUAGACCAAACAAUAAUGAAGUUUCACAGCAUGAAGAUGGAGGAGAUUAAUAAAAUCAUCAGAGAUUUAUGGCGGAGCACGUACAGAGGACAAGACAUUGAGUAUGUGGAGAUAUGCUCUGAUGUGGAUGAGAACACCUCUGCUGGCCUGAAAAGAAGGACCUAUAACUAUAGAGUGGUAAUGGUCAAAGGAGACACUGCUUUGGACAUGCGUGGACAUUGCAGUGCUGGACAAAAGGUUCUUGCCUCUCUCAUAAUACGGUUGGCUCUGGCUGAGACGUUUUGUCUGAACUGUGGGAUUCUGGCGCUGGAUGAGCCCACCACCAACCUAGACAGAGAGAAUAUAGAGUCUUUGGCACACGCACUGGUGGAGAUAAUCAAGAGUCGUUCUCGCCAAUGCAACUUCCAGCUCCUUGUUAUCACCCACGAUGAGGAUUUUGUGGAGCUCCUGGGACGGUCCAACUAUGUGGAGCAUUUCUACAGGAUCAGGAAGAACCAGGACCAGUGCUCAGAGAUCACGAAAUGUAACAUCAACACUCUCAACUCCUACCUGCACUGAUGCAUCAGAUCAGGUGAGAGAAGAAAGACUGUUAGUCUACAGAGGUGACAAAAUCAAAGUUCAGUUUUUGGACAGUUGUUAGGCAUGACCUAAACAUAAUGUUUAUCAGCAUCCCUACACCUACCUACAAAAAGUGUAUGUUGGCCUUCGUAUAAAUUUAGUU